AUGAAUAUAGGAAGCUUUAAUAUUAGAGGGGGCGGAAAUCCUGCGAAACGUAGAAGAAUUGGUAAAAUUAUGGAGCUGGCAAAGGAGGAUUUGUGCUUUAUACAAGAAACUAAACUAAAGAGGAUGGAGUCGUUUGUAGCCAAGAGUUUUUGGGGAGCUAAGGAAUGUGAAUGGCCUUCAAAAGACUCAGAAGGGGCAUCAGGAGGUAUGUUAACUAUAUGGAACAAAGGUGCCAUUUCUCCAUUGUAUAGUUUUAAAGGUAAAGGGGGUGAAUGGAUAGUAGGGGGAGAUUUUAAUUCGGUGAAAGUAAGGGAGGAAAGAAGGGGAAAAUCACAAUCAAAUUUAGCAGAGAUGGAAGAAUUUGCAAAAUUUAUAGAACUUUUGGAGUUGGUGGAUUUGCCGAUUGUAGGAAACAAAUUCUCAUGGAUUAGUUCUAAUGGAAAUGCAAGGAGCAGGCUGGACAGAAUCCUUUUAUCGGAGGGAAUAAUAGAGUCUUGGAAGGUUGUAGCUCAGAUGUCAGGCAAGAGGGAUAUUUCUGACCAUAGACCUAUUUGGAUUAAAUCUAGCAACUUGAACUGGGGUCCUAAACCAUUUAAGGUCUUUCAUGCGUGGUAUGAACACAAGGAGUUUAUGAAGUUUGUAGAUAUGGAAUGGAAUCUGGGUGACAUCAUAGGAACCAGUGCUUUUGUACUCAAAGAAAAAUUCAAGAGGCUAAGAGUUGUUAGACGCUAG
Molecule: messenger RNA, 732 nt
Organism: Vicia villosa (hairy vetch)
Lineage: Eukaryota; Viridiplantae; Streptophyta; Magnoliopsida; Fabales; Fabaceae
Exons: 2
Coding region: 1-732 (243 amino acids)
Molecular function (GO): catalytic activity
Source: RefSeq, a predicted model, not a curated record